Caenorhabditis briggsae is the source of this 1869-nucleotide messenger RNA. It is a transcript of the gene Cbr-srv-34, whose product is annotated as Protein CBR-SRV-34. Gene Ontology annotation, cellular component: membrane. The transcript is spliced from 11 exons. Gene Ontology annotation, molecular function: neuropeptide receptor activity. Gene Ontology annotation, biological process: neuropeptide signaling pathway. The record is from RefSeq and is a predicted model, not a curated record. The coding region runs from base 1 to 1869 and encodes 622 amino acids. NCBI's taxonomy places the organism in Eukaryota, Metazoa, Nematoda, Chromadorea, Rhabditida, Rhabditidae.
AUGCUGACUUCCACGUGGCAAAUGGAUCUGUUCAUCUAUCAGACUGUAAUUUUGGUCCCGAUUUAUAUUUUCGUACUUUUGGAUGUCAUAAUUUCUAGAAAUAAAUAUAAGAAUUUCAAAAAUCCUUAUUAUACACUUAUGAUUUCUCAGGGAAUCGCGGAUAUCGCCACUAUCUCGAUUUUCUCUUCUUUGAUCUUGGCCAGAUAUUUUUCCUACGGAAACCUUUUCUUGUUUUCUCUACGCCCAUUUAUGCCAAUUUUCUACGCUAACAGUGGUCCAAUGCUUUUCACAAUGCGCGCCGUUGGCGUAUUUUUGAUCACUGCACAACGCUAUCUUACAGUAUGCCGACCGCAUGGUACUGUAAAUCAAAACCUCAACAGUUGUCCUCCAGUAUUGCUCAUUGUUAUCCAUUGGUUCAUAGGCACUCUCAUCUAUUUUCCAGCUCUUUUACAUUCGGAUGCAACAUUUGAAAACGAAAAUUCCCUUUUUAUAAUGACCAGCAAACUUCAUGCUCAAAUUUUCUCGGUUACUGUAGCCACGUCAUUUUUUACAAUUGGAUUUGCAAUAGUUCUGAUCCAAAAUUCGAAAAUUCAAGAAGCUCGUUUAACGCUGCACGUCUUCAUUUUGAUUUUAUUUUGCAUCAUUUGCUUCAUUUUUUAUCUGGGAGAAUUCGUUUUGUCCUUUGAUGAAGAUCGAACCCGUCUGAAAGCGUUCCGACUGUGGUAUCCUACAGUAUCCGGAAAUUUUUCGUUUAUUAAUCCAAUUAUGCUAAUUACACUUAAUCGGGAUGUUAAACGAAGGAUAAGGAAAAUUUUUUGUUCUGGAAAAUGGAUUACGCCUGUCUGUUUUUCUAUAAUUCUAAAAAAAUCUCCCAUGUCCUCUCUCGAAAAUUUUUCAGAAAUAUCUGAAAUUCAAAAAACUGGAAUGCUGACUCCGACGUGGCAAAUGGAUUUGUUCAUCUUCGAAACUUUUACUCUAAUCCCGAUCUAUACUUUCAUUCUGCUCGGAAUUUUAUUCUCUAGAAAUCGACAUAAAACUUUUCAGAGUCCUUAUUAUACUUUGAUGAUUUCACAGGGACUCGCUGACAUUUGCACAAUUCUCAUAUUUUCGUCUCUCAUUUCUGCACGCUAUUUCUCUUUUGGCAACAUUACCAUCUAUUCGUUAUCCCCAUUUUCUGCAUUCGCUUAUACCAAUUCUGGUCCCUUAAUGUUCACUUUAAGAGGUGUUGGGGUGUUUUUGAUAUCCACUCAAAGAUAUUUGACAGUUUGUAAAUCCCACGGAAUCUUGAAUUAUCGUCUCAACAACUGUCCACCACUACUCCUGGGCCUUGCUCAUUGGCUCCUAGCUCUUUUGAUCUACCUUCCAGCUCUUCUCAACACAGAUGCUCACUUUGAAAAUGAAAUCACAUUGCUCACAAUUGCCAGUAGAUCACACUUACAGUAUACAUCGAUUACUGUAAUGGCCACUUAUUUUUUUGCGUGCUUAGCCGUCGUUUUUAUGUAUUCUCAAAUUGCAAUCGUCAUGAUAAGAGCUAGAAAAGUGGAGCAUUCUGUGGCUAUCCAGAAAUCACCGAAAAAACUGAAAGACGCUCGCCUCACACUCCACGUCUUCAUCCUUAUCGUCUUCUGUUUUAUUGCAUUUUUCUUCUAUAUUUGUGAAUACAUUCUCGCAUUUGAUGCAGAUGUUACUAGAGUCCGCGCAUUCCGACUUUAUUAUCCUACAGUAUCUGGAAAUUUAUCAUUUAUCAACCCAAUUAUGUUGUUAACAUUGAAUAAGGAUGUGCAAUCCGCAUUUUGCUGUAAAUUUAAGCCAAAACCCACAACACUGUCUCUGAUCGCCAGAAAUGGAAAAUCAACAACCGGAAACUGA